UUCGUGUAUUUUGUUAUUGGAAUAGCCACUUUAAUGGUAUUUUUUUCUCUGACAGACAUUAACCAGAAAUGUACAUUUUGAAUCAUGUUAUUUUAUUUAUUUGUUAAUUUAUUGCAGUUACUGGCAACAGUGAGUUUGAUCAAAGUAGGGAGGAGGUUAAAACAAAUUGAAGGAAAAAAGUAGGAAGAUGUUUUCCGUUUCGAUCUAAUGCAGCGUUAAUAAUGAUUCCGAUAAAAUAGUGAUGUUUAAUACGCGUAUAUAAAUAUAAUUGCAAUUACCAAUUUAAUUUCUUAAACCUUCGAUUAAAAUCAACCAGCAAUACUUGAUUUUGACUCAAAGGGCCGCUGUGUAUCAAGGAUGCUUCGAUUUUGCACUUUUGUGCCCCACAUCCACCCACCCACAGCAACUCCUAGACGAGAGAAAGAAAGGAUUUUAUUUCGCAUAGGAUUUACGUGCGCAGUGUUGAAAGAGUCUUUCACAUCUUUGUAAACGGGCUUACGGUGGAUUUACACUCGUUGCGAGGAUAUUAAUACUGGAUGGCAUUGUUCUUUCUGAGGAUCUCAGGCGUCGCGGAGAAAAUGGCAGUGAUGUGGCACACGGUAUUGUUUUUCAUCCUCCUUUCUUCUCGCUCCGUGCUCGGGCAAGUCAGCUACUCCAUAACGGAGGAAAUGCCAAAAGGUUCAGUAAUUGGAAAUAUUGCUCAGGAUUUGGGUCUGGAUGUAAAAAGGUUAAAUUCUGGGAAAGCACGAAUUCAUACGGUGGAUAGCACGGAAUACAUCGCGCUGAAUAAAGAAAGAGGAAUGCUCCUUAUAAAAGAAAAAAUAGAUCGAGAGACGCUUUGCGCAACAAAGACUCCGUGCGCUCUACAUAUUCAAAUGAUUCUUGAAAACCCGAUGGAAUUGUAUACAAUAACUAUCGAAAUCACGGACACUAAUGAUAAUGCGCCAUUGUUCCAGACGGAGGAAAUCAGGAUUGAAAUAAGCGAGGCGGCUGUACCGGGAGCGAGAUUCAUGUUAGAGAGAGCAAUGGAUGCUGACGUCGGUACUAACGGCCUUCAGAGCUACUCACUUAAACCGACAGAUCAUUUUGUUUUAGAACUGGAAACUCAUGGAGACGGAGGUAAAAAUGUAGAAAUGGUUUUACAAAAACCACUCGAUAGAGAAAAGCAGGAAAGGCUUACAUUAUUAUUAACAGCGAUGGAUGGAGGUGAACCGGUUCUGUCUGGUACUGUACAGAUACACGUUACUGUUCUAGAUGUAAAUGAUAACGCUCCUGUCUUUACACAAAAAGUAUAUAAAGCCUCAAUAAUCGAAAACUCACCGAAAGGCACUAAAUUGACAACCGUGAGCGCAUCUGAUGCUGAUGAAGGAACAAACGGACAGGUGACUUAUUACAUUUCAAACACAGAUAAGAGUGUGAAAGAUGUGUUUAACCUAAAUGAAGAUGAUGGCGAAAUAACACUAAAAGGACACAUCGACUAUGAAACUAAAAGCAAUUAUCAACUUGACAUUCAAGCCAGGGACCAAGGCGGUCUCUCGGACUCAUGCAAGAUAAUUGUCGAUGUCUUGGACAUAAACGACAAUAAACCAACUCUUUCUAUUCUAUCCAUGGCUAGCUCCAUAACAGAAAACUCUCUAACAGGAAAUAUCGUUGCAAUGAUUAACGUAAAUGACCCAGACUCGGAAGCAAAUGGCAAAGUUCAGUGUGAAAUCAGUGAUAAUAUUCCAUUUACUAUCACAUCUCCAUCUAACACUGUUUUUGCACUGCGCACAGAUCAGGAAUUGGAUAGAGAGAGAGAGGCUGAGUAUAAUAUCACCGUGACUUGCUCUGAUGAGGGAGUUCCCUCACUUUCCAGCAGCACUUCUCUCCGUUUACAAAUAUCAGAUGUAAAUGACAACGCGCCUGUGUUUGAAAGAAAGAAUUACGAGGCAUAUGUGGUGGAGAACAACACACCAGGUCUCUCUAUAUUCACAGUGAAGGCGAGUGACGCAGACUCCAAUCAGAAUGCUCGAGUUUCUUAUAUUUUAGAAGAGAGCACUGUCAACGGAGUUCCUGUAUCAUCAUAUGUGUCAGUCAGUUCCGAUAGUGGAGUCAUUAAUGCAGUGCGCUCUUUCGACUACGAGCAGUUAAAGAACUUCCAUUUCCGCGUCAGAGCGCAGGACGGAGGCUCCCCUCCACUCAGUAGUAACGUGACAGUAAAAAUUACAAUCCAAGAUCAGAAUGACAAUGCUCCUCAGGUUCUCUACCCAGUACAGACUGGUGGCUCUGUGGUGGCUGAGAUUGUGCCUCGUUCAGCAGAUGUCGGCUAUCUAGUCACUAAAGUGGUGGCUGUUGAUGUGGACUCUGGACAGAAUGCCUGGCUCUCCUACAAACUCCAGAAAGCCACAGACAGGGCGCUGUUUGAAGUGGGAGCGCAGAAUGGAGAGAUACGAACUGUGCGCCAGGUCACUGAUAAAGAUCCUGUCAAACAAAAGCUUACUGUAGUUGUGGAGGAUAACGGACAGCCAUCUCGCUCAGCUGUAGUGAACAUCAAUGUAGCUGUAGCGGACACUUUCCCUGAAGUGCUCUCAGAAUUCACCGACUUUACGCACGCCAAACAAUAUAACGAUGACCUCACCUUUUAUUUAGUUUUAGCAUUAGCUGCUGUUUCUUUCCUUUUCAUCACAACUGUAGUAGUUAUAAUAUCAGUAAAGAUCUACAGGUGGAGACAAUCGCGUGUCUUCCAUCACUCCAAUCUCCCAGUUAUUCCGUACUAUCCUCCCGGUUACGCAGACACAGGAGUUACUGGAACUCUACCGCACAUGUAUAAUUAUGAUGCUUGUAUGACGACUGACUCGAGGAAGAGUGGCUGUAAAUAUUCUACACUUGGAGCACAAAAUGUUUUAGUGAUGGACCCGAGAUUUACAGAGACUAUGCAGCGCGCUAUGAAGGGAAAUAAUAUUUUGGAUGCCGCUGAUUCUCCAGAGUUGGUAAGGGCUUGUUUAUAGCUUUGUGACUUUAUUCAAACAUUUAUAUAGUGAACAAUAGGCAUAUUUGUCACCUUGACAUACACUGUGUUGCUUUAUUACACCCUCGUCGACAAGUUUCCAGUAAAUUUCAGUCACCAGUAUUCUGUUGUACAUUUAAUUAGUUAUGUGGUUUCUUCAGCACAAUACAGUUAACUUGACCCGCUAAAAAAUAUUGUUAAGAAUUUUAAAAAACUAGAAAUUGUUUUGCGUUUCUCUCCUUUUUUUUGCAACCAUCAGACAAUUUUGCAAGUUGUCCAUUUUUCAUAACCCUGAAACAUACACGUUGUCAAAUAUUUUCCAUUCUACAGUAUCGCCUCAGUGUUUGUUAUCUCCAUUAAAAAUCAGUAUACUAUAGAUUAGUCCGUGUGUUACUAAAUACUGAACACGAUAUUUAUUUAUAGCACAAUUCAGGACAGCAAGGGACAACUUCACGAAUGUGAUCAUGUAUUUAAAUUUAAUUACGAAUAAUUUAAAGUAAUUCAACAGGUUAAACUCAGACAUGUCUACAGAUACGUGCCACAGUUUACAAAGCAGUACUUCCAAUGCAGGAAAUCAACAGAGUUUAAAGAUGAGUAUUAUUUUAUACGGGCACAAUAAGCUUUAAAUUAUGAAUACUAAAAUACUUUUGGGUAGAGUUGUUGUAUCGAUUCUUGAUGGCUUUGUGUAUUUUUUAUUUUUUAUUUUUUAUAUUUUUUUUUUACAAAUAGACUCCAUCGAAGAGAAUAUUCCUAAAUACCUACGUGGUGUUUAUUAUGUUUUAAACAAGUUUU
Ictalurus punctatus (channel catfish) is the source of this 3778-nucleotide messenger RNA. Its product is annotated as protocadherin gamma-A8-like. The transcript has a single exon. The coding region runs from base 537 to 2987 and encodes 816 amino acids. Gene Ontology annotation, cellular component: plasma membrane. Gene Ontology annotation, molecular function: calcium ion binding. Gene Ontology annotation, biological process: homophilic cell-cell adhesion. NCBI's taxonomy places the organism in Eukaryota, Metazoa, Chordata, Actinopteri, Siluriformes, Ictaluridae. The record is from RefSeq and is a predicted model, not a curated record.